UCUAUCUAAGAAAAACAGACGAACUCCUUAAUGAACCCGUGACUCUUAAAUCAGAAGAAAAUUGUAGUGAUUUGGACACAAUGGAUAAAAAAACUGCUAGUAAAAGAUCUGGAAAACGGAGAAAGUCUCAGUCGUCUGGUGACAUUCCAAAUGGAGAGAGAAACCAGACUGAGAAUACUGCAAGAGAAGAAUCUGGUUUUGAAGAUGAUGCCCAUUCUGAGGUGUUUUCAGACAAGAUAAUAAAUCCUGAACGAAAAGUGAGGUCUCUUCAACAGACUCCUGAAAGAAAUUCCUCUUCCUCAGGUAAUAAUCAGGACCUAAAAGUUGGAUCUGCUAACAAAGGGGCGUCUAAAGCUGAAGCUGACAAGGGCAAGCAGCAGGUCUCGAACACAAGCUCUGCAAGGAGAAGAUCAUAUAAAAAGAAUCAGUCGGAUACUGUACCCAUUUCCCCUACUGGUUUGAAGGGUCAGGUGAAAGAUUACUCUUCAAAAAGACAACCUUUGGCAUCGCCAGAGACUAACCCAGUAAUAAAAAGAACUUCAGUGGAAAAGGGAACUAUGCCUGUGGCUUUUGGGGAAGACAGUUUGGAAUCUCCCAAAGCUUCUUUGGCUGCUAAGACAGAAGACUUGGUGUUUACUGAAAGCAGAAAUGAUACAAAGGCAGUAAAGAAUGGUAAUAGUCCAGAUGGAAGAGCUUUCUUGCAUGCUGAUGGGUUAAAAAAUGGAGACCUGUGUCUGUCAGCUGAGAGACAGACAAAUUCUGAUUUAGACACCACGAAGCUGAAGAGUUUGGAUGCUUCCAGAACAGUCAUGACAAAGAUUAGCCUUCCAGCCAAACCGAAGAACAUAGAGCUGAAUUUUAAAACACCUAUGAAUCAAGACAGUUUAGAAAGUGAGCAGGACACUCUUGAAAAACCAGUUAAUAAAACUAACAGCAACAUUGCCAACAAAAUUUCCUUGUUUGAAAACAAAUGUGCCAACCAGAGCCAGAGACCUACUGACAUCCCUGCUUCAAAAAAUAAUGCUGUACCAAGCACAUUCGUCGGCAGAGCAAAGCUGAAAUUUGGAAAACAACCUAAAGAAAAUGAACAGCCUGAUAAAACAUUAAAUAAACAAAGCAGUCGCCAGAAGUUAUUUGAGAAUGGCACAUUGGAGAAAGAAGGCACUGCAGAGUUAAAAGGCAAAAAUGGAGAAAUCUUUACCUCUUAUGAGGAUAUUGGGAAGACAACAGAACUUAAAGUAAAAGCUGCCAUAUCCCUUUUUAACCAAAGCAGCAAAAGUGAUGCUGGUAGCGUCUCUCUGAAGCAACCAGAAUCAGAAUUAACCACAGCAAAGAAAGAAAGUUCACCUUUUAAACUGCCUUUGCACUCACCUGUAAAAACUGAAAAUGCUCAAGAUCCUUUCUACCAAAGAAAUUACCCAAGCUCAGAAUUCCAUAGAAAUGAAGAAAAAGUGCUGCCAAACACAGAGGCUUUAUCACCUUGCAAUGAUGAUAAAUAUCCUCUACCAUCUCAGGUUUCCAGAUCAGAAUUUAAGAAGAUGGAAAAUGGAGAUAAAAAGGUAAAGCCAGGAGAUUUGAACUUUGCAGCACUGCAGUAUGAUGACAGCAAUCAAGACAGUGUAUUGGAAUCAGAGCACAACACCAAUACACAAAAGAGCCCAGGGAAAACCUGUAAUGGAUCUGCUGAAGAUGACAGCAUUUUUGAUUCCCCAUCUGACAUGAAGAAGUUUGCUGAAACAAUAAAAAACUUAGACAGCUCAGUUUGUUUACCACAGAAAAAGAAGAGGUCAAAGCUUCCCAAGUCUCCAGCACCCCACUUUGCAAUGCCUCCCAUUCAUGAAGACAACUUAGAGAAAGUAUUUGAUCCUAGUGUAUUUACUUUUGGUUUGGGACUGAGGAGGGAAAAAACACAGGAUCUGUUACCAGCACAACAAAUGAAAAUGCAAAGCUUGGAAACAAUAGCCAGAGUCAGGCCCAAACGUGCAUCAACGGAGCAAAGUAUCAUAUUCAAAGCUCUGCAGUCAUGUAGAGAGGAACCUGCCUUUACUCAGGAAAUAAAUGGAAAAGAGAAUAUUGAUUGUACAGAUGGUGAAAUUAAGAGAUCACGGCUUGAAAAAAGCUCCCUCUUCUCAAGUUUGCUGUCUUCUAAAGAAAAGUUUUUUAGCACUUCUGUCACUUCAGUAAAUAACACAACAGGUUUUGCAACUGACUCCUCGGGGAUGCCUCCUUUACAACAGGAUGCUUCUGGGCCAUUCAUCAUGCCUCAAAAAUCUGAGUCUCUUUCAGAUAUGAAGCUUCCAAGUUUUGUGGAGAAGUACCUGCAAGCAGAUAGUGCAAAAAAAGAAUUAAGUUUACAAAUGCCCAGCUAUGGCAAUCCUGAGAAAGGUUUUUCGAGCUGGAUAGGAACAAGCAGAUACGAAUCAAAUGUCCCCUCUGGUUUAUUAGAUGUGGAUACACUUCCAAGAAAUGGACAAAGUAAAAUCAAUCCCAGACCUGGCAAGCUGGUGAUAUACUGUGAUUCAGACUGUCAAAAAGCUGGCAUUGAAGUUUUCCAUGAUGUUCCAGAUUGCAGUUCUUGGGUUCUGUCACCAACAAUUUUAGUUAAAGUCAUCAGAGGAUGCUGGAUACUCUAUGAAAAACCAAAUUUUGAAGGCCCCUCUAUUCCACUGGAAGAAGGAGAGUUGGAACUCACAGAUAUUUGGGGUGCAGGUGCUUCUGAAGAGCAAAGUGACUGCAAGUCUCAAAAGCCUGCAGUGAUUGGUUCAAUAAGACAUGUUGUUAAGGAUUACAGGGUUUGCCGAAUUGAUUUGUAUACAGAGCCUGAAGGGUUAGGAAUCGUGACUUCCUUUUUUGAUGACACUGAAGAAACAGGGGUGUUUGGAACCACUCAGAAGACUUGUUCUAUUAAAGUGCAUUGGGGCAUAUGGCUUCUUUAUGAAGAACCUGGUUUCCAGGGAGUCCCUUUAAUGUUGGAGCCUGGUGAAUAUCCUAAUUUAUUAUUCUGGGAGAAGAAGGAAGCCUACAUUAGGUCCAUGAGACCCUUGAAAAUGGGUGGUCGCAAAGUUGAAUUCAGUGGAGAGCCAAAGGUAAUUGUAUAUGAGAAGCCUUUCUUUGAAGGAAGACAUGUGGAAAUAGAAUCGGAGAUCUUUAUGCUUGAUGACAAGGAAUCAGAAGACAAGACAAGACUUCCGCUUACAUCAGUGGGAUCCAUGAAAGUACUGGGAGGAGUUUGGGUUGCUUAUGAGAAGCCUGGGUUUGAAGGCCAUCAGUACUUGCUGGAAGAAGGAGCGUAUCGGGAUUGGACAGACUGGGGUGGCUACGAUGAGGAGGUGCAGUCCCUGCGACCAAUUGUUGGUGACUUCACAAGCUCCCAUAUGAUAAUGUACAGUGAAAAAGACUUCGGACCAAAGGGUUCCAAUAUCAACGUGUUAGGCAUCAUUGCCAAUUUGAAAGACACUGGAUAUGGGCUGAGGACACAGUCUAUAAAUGUGCUAAGUGGCGUAUGGGUGGCUUAUGAGAAUCCUGAGUUUACAGGGGAGCAGUAUAUACUGGCUAAAGGGCUGUAUCCCAGCAUUGAGGCAUGGGGAGGAAAGAAUUGCAAAAUAUCUUCAGUUCAACCCAUUGUUAUGGAUAUUGUUGAAAGCGAAAGGGGUAAAGUCAAGGUCCAGUUAUUUUCAGAGCCUGAAUUCAAGGGUAACUGCCAAAUAUUUGAAAAAAACACAAGAUGUAUUGACUCAUUUGCUGUGAAGUCUUCAAAAAUUUUAGAUGGCAGCUGCAUAGUGUAUGACCAGGAGGAAUUCACUGGUAACCAGUAUGUGUUGGAAGAAGGGAUCUAUCCUGAUCUAACAGCAAUGGGUUGUUCACCCCAAGCAGUUCUAAAAUCUUUACGGAUCAUAAAUAUUGAGCUGUCUGAGCCCUGCAUAGCUCUUUUUGAAAAGACGGGUUUCCAAGGAAAGAAAAUCGAGUUCAGUACAGAAAUCUUAAAUCUUCAGUUCCUGGGAUACAAUCCUCGAAUAGCUUCAGUUCAAGUCCUUGGUGGCAUAUGGAUAAUUUAUGAACACAGUAAUUACAGGGGAUGUCAGAUGUUGUUAACACCAAAUGAAAUUCCAGAUUGGUAUAAAGCCAGUGGCUUUUGUCAAAUAGGUUCUCUGAGACCUUUACUGCAGAAACGUGUGUACUUCAGGCUUCGAAACAAGGAAACAGGAAAAUUCAUGUCAGCUGAUGGCAACCUAGAUAAUCUGAAUCUUCUCAGAAUACAGGUUGCAGAAGAUACAGACUCAGAUGAUCAAAUCUGGGUUUAUCAGGAUGGAUUCAUAAAGUGUCGGAUGGCAGAGGAUUGCUGCUUGACAAUUGUUGGAAAUCUUAUAACUCCUGGCUCUAAACUCGGUCUGUCAUUUGAGCGGAAUGAAGACAAACAAUAUUGGCAUAUUAGUCCUGAUGGCAGAAUUUAUAGCAAGAUGAAACCCAAGCUGGUUUUAGAUAUCAAAGGAGGCACACAGUAUGACUGUGACCAUGUCGUUGUCAACACAGUCAGUGAAGAAAAGUUAACGCAGUGUUGGGAACCGCUGGUUGUAUAAACCCAGUGAAGCAGAGGUGAUAUUUGAAUUAGCCACUAUGCUGGACACUGGAAUUGGCACUGCCAUCUCUGAAGGAUACAGGAUCAGUGAUGAGAGUUUUGUCUUUUCUUCACAAUUUAAAAAAGGGCAAGCAACAGAAUGAUUUCACCUCCCUAUCCAAGAUUAUUUUCCCUAUAAAAGCUUGAGUAUCUCAAAACCUUCCUUUUUUUUUUUUUUUUUUUUUUUUUUUUUUUUUUUUUUGUUGUUGUUGUUGUUGUUGUUGUUGUUGUGAAGGGAGCAACUGAACAUGGGAGAGACUCCACGGAGUUACUAUCAUGUCAGUGAGUAGUUAACCCAGAAUAGUCAGUAAGUGCGACUUAUUUUAUAAAGGACAGGAGUGCAGUGUGUACGUGGGUAUAGCAACUUGGACCUGUGGGCUGUAGUAUAGAGAAAUACUCACUACAGGAAAUUAAUAUAUUUGGUUCACUGGAACAAACUUAUGUUUACUGAAAGUUUAAAGACUGCUAGUACAGCACAUCCAAAGAAAUUUUAAUAUGUGGCUUCAAGUAUAGUUAGUAUGCUAAUAUAGUAAGUCCUAAAUUAAGAAAAAAUUCUACAUUUUCUCAUGUAUAGAGGAUGUAAAGUAGCAGAUAUUUUGUUAGACAAACAGAGGACAGGCAAAAGGAUGCAUUGGAAUGUGAAGAAUUUGUCCAUUUUCUAGGUUGCUUAACUUCGAGUUGGUAUUUUUCUGCUUUGCCAAAACACAUUUGUACCUUCUAAAACAGUUUCAGUGAGUAGAGUCUUAAUGAACUCCAAAAUUGUAUAGGAAACAGAAUUCUUACAGAAAGAAUUACUAAAGAUGACUGCAACAGCCUGUAAGCACUUGAGGUUACUGAUUUUUUCAGCCAUGCCUGUUGGGCUUACCAUAGAGAAUGCCCAACUCCCCAAUAUUUCUGGAGAUGUUAGAGAGCAAUAUUAGUGGUGGGCUCCUGGCUCCCCAUUGGACAGUUGUGUCAGACUCCUCUAGGAAGGGGCACAGCCAAGCCUGGAUACAUGCCCAGCCACAAGGGCUGUGCCCAUUCCAAGUAAGUGUUACUGGUUUGGUAAAGAGCUUGUGACAUGUAGGAUGUUCUGAAGACUGCAGGAGGUCCUUCUGUUGCUCUACUUUGAACCUGGUCAUGUUAGUUUUCUUUAAUAAUGUUGGCAAAAAGGUAAAAUACAAACUCUGGUACUAUGCUGCUGUGUUUUGUUCUGGCUUGGACCAGUGUUAUUACAAGCUGCUCCGAGGAGCAUCCAGGCCUUUGUCUUGCAUAGUAAAUCUGUUUAAAAUUAACAUUUUCAUUACUAUUGUAUUGCCUCAAAAGAUACUGGUGCUUUUGCUAUUAGCACCCUAGAGGAAGUGCCUUACUAAUUUUCUUCCUUUUGUAAAGACGCACUGAAGUUUUGUUGCUCUGAAAUGUGCUGCUUUUAGUCCUUAACAGAAAAUAUGAUGUUACUGGUUCCAAACAGUGGUACUUUGUCAUAUUGAUGUGCUCUUGCUAUAUAUAAUAUAGCAUUUUACAAAUAAAUUAAAGUUAGGUAA
Vidua macroura (Pin-tailed whydah) is the source of this 6138-nucleotide messenger RNA. It is a transcript of the gene CRYBG1, whose product is annotated as crystallin beta-gamma domain containing 1. The transcript has 21 exons. Bases 81 to 4577 code for a protein of 1498 amino acids. Lineage: Eukaryota; Metazoa; Chordata; Aves; Passeriformes; Viduidae. The record is from RefSeq and is a predicted model, not a curated record.